Messenger RNA from Penicillium salamii, 1887 nucleotides. NCBI's taxonomy places the organism in Eukaryota, Fungi, Ascomycota, Eurotiomycetes, Eurotiales, Aspergillaceae. The record is from the annotation of a GenBank genome assembly.
AUGACCCAAGGUUGCUACACCUGUCGACGACGUCGCAUUAUUUGCGACAAUGGCCAGCCUACUUGCCGGAAGUGUCGGGACGCUGGCAAGGAAUGUUUGGGGUACCAAAAACCGCUGGUUUGGGUGAAAGGAGGAGUGGCUAGUCGGGGGAAGAUGAUGGGUCGCAGCUUUGAUGGCCCAGAGAAAUCACCCUCGAAGCCUAAGCGCCAGGAACCCGCUCCGAUCGACGACUCAGGUCCAACCGGCAGUGGGUUUGGAGUUUUCUCCAUCACUGAGUCACAAUCUCCCUCCGAUGCCGAUUCUCAUAGCUCUGGGACUCAGCCCAGCCCUGAAACCGAUGGAUGGGCCUUUGAGACGGACAAUACAAUUGUUGGAACUGAGGUUGAGCAGAUGGGAUUCAACUUCCAUCAGGAGCACGAUACGGCAGUGAUGCAUGUCCCGCGAGGUGCCCCUCCCGCUGAGUACACCCCAACACCAUGGGGCCUGGUAGACCCGCUUCUCAAAGACCUCAGCCAAUUCUCUAGGUACUAUGUUCAUCACUACAAUCAAUAUAUGGUGAACGAUUUUGCACUCUACUCCCAGAGCAAGAACCCAUUCCGGGAUCUUACAGCAUUGGUAAAUCACUCCCCAGUUCUCGCCCACAGCAUCACAGCUCUCGGGGCCCUACAUUACUCUUUGCUGUCGGAGUCGGACUCUUCCCUCCUGCCUUGGUCAUCUGGAAACCUGGCAACUGCAGAUUCGAACUUGUCAGUCGAAGAGAUAGAAGACAUUGUUGCGCCAGCAAGUUCUCGGAAGCCGCUUUCACAGGCAUACCGGCAUUUCCUAGAGUUCAAACAGCGCGCUCUGCACCAAUUGUCCCUGGAUCUUCAAAAUCCGGCAACGCAGAAAGAUGGUAGAACACUAGCAGCCAUUGUCUUACUCGCCUUCUUGGACAUAAUAGAGUCUGGCAGUGGAGCAUGGAGCUACCAUAUUGAAGGCGCGAAGAAACUCCUCAAAGACCGGCCUGAAAGUGGCCUCGGUCAAGGGAUUCUCGAAGAUUUGGAUGCUUUUGCCCUUGAUGGCUGUCUAAUAAUGGAGAUAAUGGGAUCAACACUCGCUCGCCCAGGUGCGCUCUCAAAACCCUUCUACUCCUCCUCCAUGGGUCCCUCGAUCCUCAAACGCCUAGAAGAAAACUCCUGGGUCGGAUGUCCCGCCUAUCUUCUAGAAGUAAUCUUCUUCAUCCACUCCCUCUGGUAUCCAGAAUCAGAAAUCGCCACAAAAACCCAAUCACCAAGCCUUCCAACCUCAAUCCAACCAGGUCAACCCCUAACCCUGGAAGCCUUCGCCAGUCUCCUGCAAGGCAUCCGCAAUUUCGACCCAAUAUUCUGGAGCCAGAACAUGCAAGACGUCUUCUUCAUUCCAGACCUCUCCUACCGCCUCGCACUAGCAACCUCAUACCAAGACGCCGUCUAUCUAUACACGAGUCGUGUCUUGUCCCGCUCAAGAGAGGGGUUCUCCCCGCCUUGGACAGACGUCGGCAUGCCAACAGAUCACAGACUCAUCACUACGAAUCUGAUUACUCAGAUUUGUCUCGUGCCUGCUUCGGAUCCACAUUUCAAGUGUCUUAUCUGGCCUACUUUCAUCGCGGGUGCUGAAUGUCUCCCUUCUCAGCGAGCUCUGAUUCUUGAGAAGCUGGGCUCGCUCUAUGAGGCCCUUACGAGUGCUAAUGUUCGUAAUGCUGCUUGGGUGCUGCGGCUCAUGUGGCAGAAGCAAGAUCUGAAGCGUCGUGAACGUCAUGGUGGGCAUGACUUUGGAGAUACCGUUGGUGGUGAUCUCGAUAAUGAUGAUCUUAUGUUCGACUGGAUUGAUGAGCUAGAUCAUUCACGUCUUGACUGGUUGUUUAUCUAA